CACUAGCUCGUAAAAAUGAUAUUGAAUAUUGGAAACGCAAACUGGAAAAUGAUAAAAAUGCGGUGUUUAUAAACUGGGUGCGAAUUUUGCAUGGUCCUGAAACUAAUGUCUAAUCAAUUUUGUAAUGAUCUAAUCCUGUAAUGAAAUACUUCAAUCAAGAAAGAAAGAUCCAACUGACUCUUGAUUGUGGACAAAAGGAAUUUGGUAGUACUAGAUGCCGUCAAUGUCAUAUGGUAUACAUAGUUGGUGAUAAAGAAGAUGUCAAGGCUCAUAAGGAGUAUCAUCAAAUGAAAUUAUUUCCAACUGUGCGGCUACCAAGAGGACGCCAUGAAAAGAUCAUCAAGGAAAAUUUCGAUGGUUCUCGAGUGACUGAACUGCUAACUACUUUUCGGCAAGGACAAUCCUUUUACGAACGGAUAUCAACACUAAUGAGUCAUGAUCUGGGUUACGAUGUACCACCAGAAGACACUAACCCCCAUUAUACCAAGUUGUCUAAUACUUUACUUCCUGACUGGCGGGUUUUCGUUUACGUAAUAGAUCGAACGCAAUUAGUUGUGGGCUGCUGUAUUGUUGAGGAAUUAACUGCAAAGAAAGUAUCGACAAAGGGUUACAAACUGAGCAGAUUGGUUGGUGGACGAAAAAGUCUUCUAUCUUGGAGUAUACAGAGUGUCGACCAAAACUACAAUCAACGUGAUUUAAUCCCUUCAAGUUCAAACCUCUCUUGUGUAAACAUUAACGGACCAAUUUGUGGCAUUCGGAGGAUAUGGGUAGAACGUAAACAUCGUCGAAGUGGUAUAGCCACAAGUUUAUUAGAUGCUGUGUUGGAAAAUUUGAUAUAUGGUUUACCACUUUCUCGUACACAGACAGCUUUUUCUGAACCAACUGCAAAUGGCGCAGAUUUUGCUGUGUCUUACGUUGGCCGAGAAGACUUCUUAACAUAUUGAUUUCAUACUUUUAUAAUGGAGAUUGAACACUUGUAUCUUAUUGUAAUUAUGAAAUUAUAAAAUUAACUAUGUAUUUAUUGUAUUCGGUUAUUUCAAACGAGGAAAAAAUACAUGCUAUCGACACAUCG
Messenger RNA from Schistosoma turkestanicum, 1072 nucleotides. Lineage: Eukaryota; Metazoa; Platyhelminthes; Trematoda; Strigeidida; Schistosomatidae. The record is from the annotation of a GenBank genome assembly.